Molecule: messenger RNA, 1557 nt
Organism: Culex quinquefasciatus (southern house mosquito)
Lineage: Eukaryota; Metazoa; Arthropoda; Insecta; Diptera; Culicidae
Product: transcription factor HES-4-B
Exons: 3
Coding region: 178-1326 (382 amino acids)
Biological process (GO): anterior/posterior pattern specification; regulation of transcription by RNA polymerase II; regulation of neurogenesis
Cellular component (GO): nucleus
Molecular function (GO): DNA-binding transcription factor activity, RNA polymerase II-specific; protein dimerization activity; RNA polymerase II cis-regulatory region sequence-specific DNA binding
Source: RefSeq, a predicted model, not a curated record
ACGAGGACUAGCGGCAUUCGCAGUUCGGAAGUGAACGGUGAUAGAUCGGGAUAUUACUCAGCGGAGCCCACGGGGAUCGUGUGGGUGAUCGUGAACGGGAGUGAAAGUUUUGAAUUGGCGGAAGUGAUUUGGGAUAGUAACUGUGCUUUUUAGUGGAAAGAUUAAACCCUGCAAAGAAUGGAUAAUCUGCGCAGAAGUGAUCAUCAUGAUGGGGCUGGUGGUGGAGAUCGGGAUGCUGAAAGUUAUCUCAGAAGGAUUAAGGCGGAAAUCAGGAAGACAAAUAAGCCAAUUAUGGAGAAGAAACGCCGAGCUCGCAUCAACAACUACUUGAACGAUCUCAAAGCCCUGCUUCUGGAUGCGAUGAAGAAAGACCCCAUCCGUCACUCCAAGCUGGAAAAGGCGGACAUUCUGGACCUCACGGUGAAACACCUCCAGGACAUGGAACGUCGCAAGUUGGCCGUCGCCAUGGCCGUGGACCCUACCGUCGUGGACAAGUUCAAGUCCGGCUACAACGAGUGCGUCGACGAGAUCGACAAGUACUUUAGCACCGUCCCGGGCAUGGACAGCGGCCUCAAGCAGCGCGUUACGAACCACCUGAAGUCGUACCUCAAAUAUCAGCGUUUUCCUACACCGAUCGCAGCAGGCGCUGCCGGGACGUUCGGAGGGUUGUUCGGCCGAGCAAGCGACGAAAUCAACAACAACGGUCGCCUAGCAAUGGAGGGACUUUCGUUGAUUCCGUCACUGUUGCCCAGCGGCGAGCUGGCUUUCAUCAUGCCACAUGGCAGCGCGGCUGGAUUGCCGUUUUUGCCACGGUUGUCAACGGCUGGAGGUCCCACCGGAAUGCCACCUCUCGGUGGUUCCAACCACUUCAAACCAAUUCCUCACGAGAAGCAACCGUACGCUCCAAGCCCUCCGUUGAGUCCCGUUUCGGAUCAGGACAGCGUCAAGGGAGCGACGUCGGUUGACUUGAGGACGCCUCAGAACAAAGGAACGUUGCCUACUACGAUGCUAAAGACGCGGCCUGCGCUGAUGGAGAGUCUGCUGAGUGCGUUUCCAACGCCUCCUACGCCGGAGGAAAGCAGUCGAAUUUCGGCCUUCCGGCCUAACCUGAAGUUGAUCGAUCGGAUCCGGAUGCACCAGGAGGGAGCGGCCAAGAGGGUGGCACCGGACGAUAGGGAUGAAGAGCGGGAGUGUAAGAGAAGUCGUCGAGUAGAUCCAGAGGAGGAGGAUGAUGAUGAUGAUUUCAGCGAGGAUGGAGACGAUGAACGGGAGGAGGAAAAUGACUCGAAGGAAAACUCGACUGGGGACAUGUGGAGACCGUGGUGAAGAGGGGGAAGAUUAAUUGAUGGUGUUUUACGUUGUGAUACAGGACAAUAAUUUCCAGUUUUUUUUUAGAAAAUUUAGCAUCACUGAGAGCUUUAACGAUUUUAAUAUUUGAUUUGAAAACCCACAAUCUAUUAUUUGUGGAAUAAAGAAAAGAAGCAGCUUUAAUAGAUUUUAAGUGUGUGACAGUUUUAUAUUUUAUUUCAAUAAACAAAUACUUACUUGCGAAAAUGA